Molecule: messenger RNA, 3196 nt
Organism: Cyprinodon tularosa
Lineage: Eukaryota; Metazoa; Chordata; Actinopteri; Cyprinodontiformes; Cyprinodontidae
Gene: vcam1b
Product: vascular cell adhesion molecule 1b
Exons: 11
Coding region: 366-2747 (793 amino acids)
Biological process (GO): cell-cell adhesion
Cellular component (GO): membrane
Source: RefSeq, a predicted model, not a curated record
GUUUUGUUUCAUCAGAGGUGUGGGGGGUGUUUCAUGUGUCAAGCUCAUUUUCUGCCUCAGAUUCAGAAACAGGAACACAAAGGAGUCGCUGCUUUGCUGCUGUUUCAUCGAUCCAUUCAUCCUUCCAGAGAACAGUGAGGAUGGACCUGCUGCAGGACCACUGGAGCUUUGUUCAGCUCCUCUCAGGACCAGGUCGGGGAGCAUUUGUCUCUGUAGAGACUCCCAGGCUCCCCUGACACCUCCUGCACCUCUGCUGGGGGAGCCCGAGGUGCUGCCGAGCAAGCGCUUCAGCGUUUCCUGGGUCCUCCCCUUGACCCCCCUCUUAGUGGAAGGUGCCUGGAACAUCUCCCAAAGUGAUACUGCUGAUGUCAUCGUGGUGCGUUCAGGGUCUCCGUGUCAACGUGUUUCCCAGGAAGCCUCUAUUUAAGCUCGGCACGCUCCAGCAGGUGGUCUGCCAGGUUCAGGAGUGUUCAGCAGUACCUGACAUUUCCUGGUUUACCGUAAACGACCGUCCUCUGUUGGCGUCCACCGCCACCAACAGGACCCACUCUGUUCUGACUUUUAACUCUGUGACAAUACAAGACGAGGGACAGAUGGCAUGUAAAGUCACGUGUGCAGGACAACGGGCAGAGAUCCGGACCUCUGUCUCAGUUUACUCCUUUCCUUCAGACCCUGUAAUCACAGGUCAUGACCACCUGAGAGAUAACGUGGAGACGUCCCUCACCUGCCAGGUCCCACACCUCUACCCUGCUGAAGAUGUUGAUUUCACCUGGCUUAAAGGAAACACAGUUCUGAAUAGCACUAACACACAGUCAGGGUCUAGCUCAGUGACUUACACGCCUCAGAAAAAGGACUCUGGGGGGAACCUCACCUGCCGGGUGAUGCUCAAGCUUCAAGGUCUGCCAUCUGAGAAGAGGACGAGAGAGACCACAGUCCAUAUAAACGUCCUCUAUGCUCCGGUCUUCAGGAAUGUAUCCGGCCCCAUGGAAGUGAUGGCGGGCUCUCCGCUGACUCUCAGCUGUUCCGCAGAGGGAAACCCGGAGCCAACCAUCACCUGGACAGUAGGUGGUAGGUUUCUACAUUCUGCUCCUGCUGGUCUGUUUGUCCUGUCGGCUGUCGAACUUUCUGAUGCUGGACGAUACGAGUGUAAAGCCAUAAACUCAGAGGGAAACCAAACUGCAGCUGUAGACGUCAGUGUUCUUGCUCCGCCUACCAUGACCUUCCUGUUGGUGAAUCCAGGUGAGGAGGUGGUGGAAGGUCAGCAGGUGAAUUUUACUUGUGGCUCCGAGGGAGCUCCACCUCCUACACUGGUUCUGAAGAGGAAGGGGGAGGAGCUUCACAGGACUGAGUCCGCCUCCGUAUGCAUGUUCAGCCUCCCUUUUGCUGUACUGGAGGACUCUGCCCUCUAUGAGUGUGAAGCCUCCAAUCAGUAUGGCUCCCAGCAUACCUCCAGGUUCAUCACUGUCAGAGCCCACCCUCUACAGGUGGAGGCCAGCCCUCAGGUCUCAGCGGAGCGGGGCUCAGCACUUACGCUGACUUGUAGGGCCUCAGGGUGCCUGCACCCCCCCACUCUCAGUUGGAGAAGGACAGACCGGAACCGAACCCUCCUCCAGAAGAAGAAGCAGCGGGAUGGGCGGUCCCAGCUUCACCUGUGGAACCUGGACCUUCAGCAUCAGGGAGGGUACAGCUGUGAGGCCGAGUGUGACUCCGUCAUUAGGACCAGGGAGAUCCACGUCCAGGUGUACUCAUUCCCCUCUGAUCCUGUUCUGGAGGAUCCUGGUCCCGUCCUGCUUGGCCAGGAAACUGAAUAUCACUGCAAUGUCUUCAACAUUUUCUCAGCCAAUCAGCUGAGGUUCUCCUGGCUUUCAGGAAAUGAAACCCUAAUGAUGGAGAUGUACAAGUCCUCUGGUUCCCUGCAGAACAUCUCAUCAGUCCUAAAGCACCAGGUUGAGACGGUGCAGCAGGUCCUGACCUGUAGGGUGGAGCUGCUGACAGUGGACAGAGACGUUUGGAAAUCCAGAAGGACUAGCAUCCCUCUGCAGAUCCACUAUCCUCCCAGGUUGCCCUCCUUGUCCAUCAGUCCAGGUGAUGAGGUGCUAGAGGGUCAGCAGGUGACGUUUACCUGCCGUUCAGAUGGAGUUCCGCCACCCGCAGUAAUGUUGAGGAGAAAUGGGGAGGAGCUUCUGAGGAGUGACUCUGAUUCCUCCUCCUCUAUCACUCUCAGCAUCUCCUCCGCCCUUCUAGAAGAGUCGGGCCUCUACCAGUGUGAGGCCUCGAACCAGUAUGGCUCCCAGUUUGUCUCCAGCUCUGUCACAGUCAAAGCUCCCCCGAGGAACACCACCGUCCUCAUCCUUCCCUCUGCAGAAGUCAAGGAGGGACAAAAUGUGACUGUCUGCUGCCAAACAAUCAGCUUCCCACCAUCAGCUGUGAUCCUGAGGAAGCUAAACAACGGAACCGAGCUGUAUUCAACCAAUGGCACCUUCCUAUUGGUCAACGUCACAUCCAGAGACUCUGGGUUGUAUCAGGUUAACGUGAGCAACGAUCUUGGUUCUGAGAUCAAAGUCUUCAGCAUCAGAGUCAGAGCAGAGGUCAGAACCGGAGUUCAUCCAGGUUUCAGUAUCAUCCUCAUCUCAGCCGCCUGCAUUGCUGCCGGGCUCACGGCUUUUGCUUUGGUCCUCGACUACAUGAGGAGAUCCAGGAAGAAAGGUUUUUAUCAGCUGGCCCAGUCCGCCCCGCCUUCAGCAUGAAGCCAACACACUCGUUACUGAGGCCCCUAAGCUCCGAAAUAUGUCUUUCCUUCAGUGCUGAUGUGAUUUUGUCACAUCAGAACAUUUUGCUCCUAAAUGUCAAAGGGUGGCAAUCAUGUCCUUGAGACGGGAUACCUGACUUCAGGAAGAUGGCUUUUAAAGUAGGGCUUUAAUGCACUGAAAUGUGGCUUUAGUGUUGCUGUAAGAGGUUCACUGCACAGGGAAAGUCUUGAAGUAAUGUUAAAUCUUUCCCCAAAUCUGAUGCUUUCAGUUUAAAAACACAGCUUUUUUUUUUUAUAUAAUGGCUAACGUGGAUCAGGUGGCCAAAAUAUCACACAUGUCCCAGCUCCCUCUGGUUGUGGUGCUCCUUAGAUUCAAGCUCUGACUCCAGCAUUCACAACAAGAUUUAAAAUAUCUCUUUUCCCAGCAUACAGUGCUGUAACACCACA